UCAAACACAGUGCAAAACAACACUAGAUGAUAGAGAGGCCAGAAGUUGUUCUUCUGUUUGCGGUGAGGGUCGUACGCUUCCUCUUCUUCUAUUGACAAAGAAACAGAGAAGACACCUACGCGAAUUCUUUGUCUUUCUUUAAAAGGGGUGCUCGGCGGAGAGUUAUCAUCGGCCGGCGAUCCCACCAGUGAUUUUGGCGAGGGGGAGUUUUGAGAGAGAAAGCGAACUUUGACUCUAUUUCUCUCUCUCUCUCACGCACAAACUCACUCUCUUUCUCUCUCCAUCUGAUGGUUCUGUUUGCAGCGAGAGAAAGAUAAGGACGCGUUUGGCUUGAAGAGAAAGCUAACCGAAAAUGAAUGGUCGAAGUAAUGGGACGGCUAUUGGAAAUGGAUUUGGGAGUGUAGAGAGUGAAUACAUUAGGAGACACCAUCAGCAUGAUCCUGCUGAUCACCAGUGUACUUCUGCUCUCGUUAAGCACAUCAAAGCUGCUGUUCCUCUAGUAUGGUCUGUGGUGAGGAGAUUUGAUCAACCACAGAAGUACAAGCCUUUCAUUAGCAGGUCUGUUGAGCAGGGGAACGAAAAGAUUGGAAGUGUUGGAGAAAUUGAUGUAAAGUCUGGGCUUCCUGCCACUACAAGUACUGAAAGGUUAGAGUUUCUUGAUGAUGAUGAGGAUAUACUCAGCGUCAGGAUUGUCGGUGGGGAUCAUGGAUUGAGGAACUAUUGUUCAAUCAUUUCCCUUCAUCCGGAGACCAUUGAUGGAAGACCAGGGACUCUGGUGAUCGAGUCUUUUGUAGUGGAUGUACCUGAUGGGAAUACCAAGGAUGAGACGUGCUAGGUUGAAGCUCUGAUCAAGUGCAAUCUCAAAUCAUUAGCUGAUGUGUCAGAGCGCCUAGCAGUGCUGGAUCUGACUGAGCCCAUUGGUUGCAUCUGGGAAACGUUGGACUCGAUUUUGAUGUGGUGGAGGCUAUGGUUGAAAAGGAUGAAGCUUACAGGGCGUUUAUAUCACAGAGACUCUGGACACUGACUGGCUGUAAUACUUUCUUCCGUCUUCCAGACACUAGCACUCUCUUUCCUUGGUUGUAAUGCUCUCCUCAUCAAUUUAUUUGCUGGAGUUCCCAUCUUUAGUAGCUCAACAAUCACAUCCGUAUAAAGGUUUUAUGGUGCUUGUGAAUGAAGAGUAAAUAAACGAAAAAAACUAAGUUCUCUUUCUCUGUGAUAUCCAGCGUUGUCUGUGUUACCAACUUUAUGUUUGUAUAUACGUGCGCUGGAAGGAGUUGAUUUGUAUUUUUCUCUUUCCUUCAUAGUUUUAGGUGCAGUCAUAGAAGUUUGGUUAAAAUUAAUAUUUGUAAAAGCUGUAGCUAAAACAAAGAGUUAUGUGUAUUGUCAUAUUCUAAUGUGCUCCAUUUGUCCUGUA
This is a messenger RNA of Hevea brasiliensis (rubber tree), 1414 nucleotides long. Its product is annotated as abscisic acid receptor PYL8. Lineage: Eukaryota; Viridiplantae; Streptophyta; Magnoliopsida; Malpighiales; Euphorbiaceae. Gene Ontology annotation, molecular function: abscisic acid binding; signaling receptor activity; protein phosphatase inhibitor activity. Gene Ontology annotation, biological process: abscisic acid-activated signaling pathway. Gene Ontology annotation, cellular component: cytoplasm; nucleus. The record is from RefSeq and is a predicted model, not a curated record.